CCGAAGACGAAGGCAUGUUCCGCCUCGCGCACGAUACCCCGUCGUCGUGGCAAUCCACCAACCCUCACAGCUUUCAUCCCUCUCUACCAUCCUCACAAGACGUACCACCAGACGUCUUCCCCUUUCAACUCAUCCCUUCCGCCCAACCUCGCUCCAGCUACCCCUCGUCAUCCGCUUCUCCGCCUCCCUUCACAAACAUGACCUACUCCACACAGGCCGCAAGCUUUCUCCCCUCACCGCCGAGCUCCCAGCGCAAACGGCCGACUUCUCCCCUCUCUGUUACGGAUUCUCAGCCCACGCUCCGCCAGGGCGACUCCCGUCAGCUCUCCUCUCCGCCAAUGAGCCCAAUACAACGACCCCAAGUCCGGGGCCGUGGCGGCUUCGCUCGAGAUUUGGAGGAAACGGACGCUCAGGCGCUCAAUGCGGUAGUCGAUGGCAUCGGCAGGAUGCAAGUCAGCAUGAGUCUAGACCAGGCAGGAAGAUGGCGGAUCGCGCGCCGGAAUGACUCUCCUUGGUAGUAUCAAGGGCUGAUGUCAGUGCUGCGAAAUGGCGAUCCUUGGAGGGGAUGUAUAAGCCAAUGCUCUUGGGUAGGAUUAAUCAGAUAGGGAGAGUUUGUAAGAAGUCUGUUAUUGACGCAACGAAAUACAAUCAUGUUUUUUUUUUUGUUU
This is a messenger RNA of Trichoderma virens Gv29-8, 668 nucleotides long. RefSeq lists its product as uncharacterized. The record is from RefSeq and is a predicted model, not a curated record. The transcript has a single exon. The coding region runs from base 15 to 518 and encodes 167 amino acids. NCBI's taxonomy places the organism in Eukaryota, Fungi, Ascomycota, Sordariomycetes, Hypocreales, Hypocreaceae.